This is a messenger RNA of Musa acuminata AAA Group (dessert banana), 2557 nucleotides long. RefSeq names its product serine/threonine-protein kinase MPS1. Gene Ontology annotation, molecular function: protein serine/threonine kinase activity; protein serine/threonine/tyrosine kinase activity; ATP binding. Gene Ontology annotation, biological process: peptidyl-serine phosphorylation; protein localization to kinetochore; meiotic spindle assembly checkpoint signaling. The transcript has 6 exons. Lineage: Eukaryota; Viridiplantae; Streptophyta; Magnoliopsida; Zingiberales; Musaceae. The record is from RefSeq and is a predicted model, not a curated record. Gene Ontology annotation, cellular component: nucleus; kinetochore. The coding region runs from base 159 to 2462 and encodes 767 amino acids.
UACCCUUCCCCUUUGCUCACUUCCACCGGUGUCGGAGACGAUGCGAUUCGGACGAGGAGAGGAUAUUUCCGCACUCGAUCUCUGCGUCCCGAGCCACCUGUCCGCCGCCCUUUAGCUGCCUUUGGUCCCCGGCGAGAUGCCGUUGGGCUCCGACGCGCAUGGAUCGGAAGGCUAACCUUCAGGCGCCUCCGGCUUCGGACCGUCCCAGCGCCGCCGACGCCAACUUCACCCACUCUUCCUCCUCUUCCUCAUGCACCUUCUCUCCCCCCGAGUUCCUCCGUCAGGCUCAUGCUGUCUUCAAGCGCCACAGACGUCUUGGAGGCAUGGAGUCUAAAAUCUGUCGGGCGACUCGUGUCUUGGUUCCUCAAACUGAGCCAUCGGACAGCAUGGCCUCGAUGUCUACCAUAACCACGAACGAGACUGCAAAGGCUGUUCUACCGACUGGAUCGGUUGUCGGAGUAAGGAGGUUAGUGAAAGCACCAAUUGAUCAGAGGGAAAACCGUGCAAUUGCUGUGGCUGGUCUGCUGGAGGAUGCCUCGAUCAACCCCCCUUCGGUUACUGAAACUUUAACUGUUGCUGGGGAUGAUAAAGCAAGCUCUUUUGGCUUGCAGAAGAGCAACUUUGACUUGAUGGCUGAUCGAAAGCAGUCCUCCUUGGUAGUUAUGUCAUCUCAAGUGCCACCUCCACAUGCAUUAAUGGACAAUGAUAUGAAGAAGGAAAUUUUAACUUUUCAGAGUACACACUUGAACACUGAUGGUAAAAUGGAGACCAUUUCUUCUUUCUUGCAUUCUCUCGCAUUGACAGGGGUGGAGAGCUACUUGGGAACUCAGGUGGGGACAAAUGAUCAGGAUUUAAAGCUGCAAAAUCAUGGAAAUCUGGAGGUGUUUGGGACCAGCAUGAAGUUUGGAGGCACUAGCUUGUUAGAAAAUACAAAAGAACCUAAGCAUGAUCAGUGUUAUGUGGAACCAAUGGCUAGAUGUUCAGUUCUGGAUUCUUCAUGUGUCACUUCAUUGUCGGUUAACACGGGUCCAACAUUUCAGUCCACACAUGCUCAGCCAGCUGGGCAGACUUCCUUCUUAACUCAAGUGUCUUCUUCUGCUAAAGAGGUGUCAUCAAGUAUUAAGGAUCAUGUUCCUAUGGAAGAGCUAGGGGCCAUCAAGAAUGGCUGUGAUUGGGAUACUGAUCGUCAACACAAUCUUCAUUUGGCUGAAAGUGUUAAGGAGAAAGGGCUUUGUGGUGAUGCUAACUAUCUGCCAUCUCAAGCUCCAUUGACAAAUAACCCAUCUUCAAAUAUCGAAGUAUGCCCUUCUCAGUCAAGCAAAGUUGAGAAGUCUCGUCAAAAAAAGAAGUAUGAUCCAAAUGUAUUUUUCAAAGUUAAUGGGAAGCUUUAUCAAAAGCUUGGUAAGAUAGGAAGUGGAGGAAGUAGUGAAGUUCACAAGGUAAUAUCAUCAGAUUGUACUAUAUAUGCUUUGAAGAAGAUAAGGCUUAAAGGACGUGACUAUCCCACUGCCUAUGGAUUUUGUCAAGAGAUCGAGUAUCUGAACAAGUUGAAGGGAAAGAGCAACAUUAUUCAACUUAUUGACUAUGAGGUGACAGAUAAAACUUUAUUUCAAGAAGUUGCCGAUGAAUCUGUGAAUAUCAAGGACAAGAGAGUGAAGGAUGAUGAGUGUAUCUACAUGGUGCUUGAGUAUGGAGAAAUAGAUCUAGCUCACAUGCUUUCACAGAAGUGGAAGGAGAUCAAUACUUCAGGUUGUAAAAUAGAUGAGAAUUGGCUACGAUUUUAUUGGCAGCAAAUGCUUGAAGCUGUUAAUACAAUACAUGAGGAGCGUAUUGUGCACUCUGAUCUGAAGCCUGCCAACUUUCUACUGGUCAGGGGCUCACUCAAGCUUAUUGACUUUGGCAUCGCCAAAGCUAUAAUGAGCGAUACCACAAACAUACAGCGAGAUGCACAGGUCGGAACCCUAAACUACAUGUCUCCGGAGGCAUUCAUGUGUAACGAGUGUGACUCAAACGGAAACAUUAUCAAGUGUGGGCGCCCAUCUGACAUCUGGUCUCUUGGUUGCAUUCUCUAUCAAAUGGCCUAUGGCAAAACACCUUUUGCAGAAUACAAGACUUUUUGGGCCAAGUUCAAGGUUGUUACAGAUAGGAACCAUGAGGUUGUAUAUGAGCGGGUCUCCAAUCCUUGGCUUAUUGAUCUUAUGCGAAGAUGUCUUGCAUGGGACCGCAACGAGAGAUGGCGAAUUCCACAGCUGCUUCAGCACCCAUUUCUUGUUCCUAGAAUGCCAAGAGAGCUUCCUCCAUUAGACGAUAAUCAUCCUUGUAAAUUGCUUGUAGAGAGGAUUGGCACUUAUUGGAGCAAUCCUGAAGUGUCUAGGCUGUGUUUGGAGCUCCAUGAGGUCAUAAUCAAGCUCGAGAAAGUACAAAAGAGUCCAAAUGUAUGUGUGGAGCCAAAUGGUUCUUGACGUGUAUACAGUAUGCCAAGGAUGUUUUAUUCUGACAAUUCAUCCUCAUCUUUUGAUUAGAUAAUCCAUUUGGUGUGGUAUCAAUCUUGAUAUAA